UUCCGGUUCCAAGAUGGCCGCCUAAGCAGGGUAGAUUUUUUUCCCUUUCUCCCUCAGGAGCUAGAUAUACAUAUACAUUUUUUUUUUCCUGUAACUUGUGUGUGACGCAGUAAAGGAGUCGACGGAAGUAGGUCUGAAAGCGUUCUAAAAUGGCGAACCGUACGGUGAAGGAUGCACAUAGCAUCCAUGGUACCAACCCUCAAUAUCUGGUAGAGAAGAUCAUUCGGACGCGAAUCUACGAGUCCAAGUAUUGGAAAGAAGAGUGCUUUGGGCUUACAGCUGAACUUGUUGUGGAUAAAGCCAUGGAGUUGAGGUUUGUUGGUGGUGUCUAUGGUGGAAACAUAAAACCAACUCCCUUUCUGUGUUUAACCUUGAAGAUGCUUCAGAUUCAACCUGAGAAGGAUAUCAUUGUUGAAUUUAUUAAAAAUGAAGAUUUCAAAAUAUUUAGCAGCAUCCCUGGCCACUCUCCAUCGGGUACAGAAUUUGAACUGAUGCAUGUAGAUGAGUUCAUUGAUGAAUUACUGCACAGUGAGAGAGUCUGUGAUAUUAUUCUUCCCCGGCUCCAGAAACGCUAUGUGCUAGAGGAAGCUGAGCAACUGGAACCUCGAGUUAGUGCUCUAGAAGAAGACAUGGAUGAUGUGGAGUCCAGUGAAGAGGAAGAAGAAGAAGAUGAGAAGCUGGAAAGAGUACCAUCACCUGAUCACCGCCGGAGAAGUUACCGAGACCUGGACAAGCCCCGACGAUCUCCUACAUUGCGCUACAGGAGGAGUAGGAGUCGGUCACCCAGAAGGCGGAGUCGAUCACCCAAAAGAAGAAGCCCCUCCCCCCGCCGAGAAAGGCAUAGGAGCAAGAGUCCAAGACGUCACCGAAGCAGGUCCCGAGAUCGAAGGCACAGAUCCCGUUCCAAAUCUCCAGGUCAUCACCGUAGUCACAGACAUAGAAGCCACUCAAAGUCUCCUGAAAGGUCUAAGAAAAGCCAUAAGAAGAGCCGAAGAGGAAAUGAGUAAUGGACUCAGUUUGGUUUUAGUCCAAAUGGGCUCCAGUGGAUAUGAAGUUAAUCUGUUUAAAUGGAAAGAUUAAGAUCUACGCUCCAGGCAACGACAAGAAUUUUAAUUUUCUCUUAACCAAGUUUUUGGUUUUGUGAUUUUCUUAAAUGAAAGAGGUGCUGAGUUUUAUUAUCUUUUUCAAUAGUAAACAUCUUUGAAGGAUGUUUUCUAAGGUCAGUUUUUGACCAAACCAACUAGGACUAUAUUCACACUUAAGAGGGUAGAAAGGAUUUGGGGAUUGGAGAUGAUGAAUGAGAAGGAAAGGACAUGGCCUUUCCCUUUUUGCUAUUAAACUUAUUUGCCAUUUUUCUGUACUUUGGUUUUUGGUUUACUCUAAAAUAAGAACUGCUUUGAAAAUCCUGGGGUUUGUGCUACUGCUAUUUUUCAAAAAAACAAAAUGGGCUGGGCAUAUAGCUCAAGUGGUACAGAUAAGUAUCUGCCUUGCAAAGCAAUAGUCCAAGAAACUCCAGUAGUUUAAAAAAAACAAAACUGUCCAACAUAUUCUUAAUUAAAACACUGGUUAGCCAAUAAUAUUCAAAUAAACAUAGGCUUCUUCCAGA
Messenger RNA from Dipodomys ordii (Ord's kangaroo rat), 1606 nucleotides. It is a transcript of the gene Prpf38a, whose product is annotated as pre-mRNA processing factor 38A. The record is from RefSeq and is a predicted model, not a curated record. Bases 150 to 1007 code for a protein of 285 amino acids. Lineage: Eukaryota; Metazoa; Chordata; Mammalia; Rodentia; Heteromyidae. Gene Ontology annotation, cellular component: precatalytic spliceosome. The transcript has 10 exons.